Phaeoacremonium minimum UCRPA7 is the source of this 1941-nucleotide messenger RNA. Its product is annotated as putative cleft lip and palate transmembrane protein 1 protein. Lineage: Eukaryota; Fungi; Ascomycota; Sordariomycetes; Togniniales; Togniniaceae. The record is from RefSeq and is a predicted model, not a curated record. Bases 1 to 1941 code for a protein of 646 amino acids. Gene Ontology annotation, cellular component: membrane; endomembrane system. The transcript has a single exon.
AUGCAGAUGUCGUUGACAAACCGGCUUCUGAUUGGUGCUGCUAUGUACUUUGGCAUGAAUAUGCUCAUGGGCCAAUUCAUGGGCGGUUCGAAGACGGCCACUGUCAAGGAUGCUAGCGGUAACGAGGUUGCGGUUCCAGCAAACACUGGGGAUAUUCCUCCCUAUGUUGCUCGACCCAAGAUAUUGGACGAUGGCGCAACAUACAACACUAUCCCGCAGCGUAUAGUGCCCAUCUGGCCCGAAGAUAGCAAGAUCGACAUUGUCGUGACGCUCUCGCCGACCCAUAUUCCAAAGGGUAUCAAGGACACCCCUCAGGAUCUAAUUGUGCUGCAAGAGAAGGACUUCAAGAUUGGAAACUGGAGUGAGAAGCGCACGAUUGAUACCACCAUCGAUGUCCCACCCGAGGUGCAGAACAAUGGCACUCUCUGGGGACACUUCUUCAUUGGACUGUCUGGAAGUAUCUUGGAUCCCGCUCAACCCGGUUAUGAUGUCGGCAAGGCCUAUCAUUUUGUCUAUCCCUUUACUCAGUACAUUGCCAGGAAGAAGGUUGCCAAGACGAGGAAUCUGCUUGAAGCCCAAGAUGUCGAAGAGGUCGAAGAAGAAGUGGAGGAGCCUUCUGGGCCCAUCGUUGGCAGCUACUACCAUCCGAACGCAUCUUUGUCCUUCAUUCCGAACACAGGUGCCAUGGUCUUUGGGCAGACUCAUCCCGCUGUUCGCCAGUUCCUGCACCUGGAGGCUAGCGGCGCUCGUGAUGGCUCUGGACAGAACACAUGGUAUUAUCCAAUUCUGUUUGUCAACUCCUUUUGGCAGCUCAAGAGCCAGAUGACGGUCCUCAAUGACACGGUCAAGACAUUGCCGGUCCACAUCGAUCUCAAUAACCUUGCCAAUUGGAAGUUCAACAUUAUGACAUCCAUUGAGAUGAGCUCCCGGGAGACUGCUCGCCAGGCCGCGUAUGGUAACCCAGCCCCUGGCGGCGGUGAUGGCAGCGAGAUUGAAAUGAUCAAGGAAAUUUUCUUGGAUACUAAUCCGAUUCUUCUUGGUGUUACAAUUGUUGUCAGUAUCGCCCACAUCAUUCUGGAGAUGCUUGCCUUUGGAUCGGAUAUUGCCCACUAUCGCAAGAAGAAGGACAAUGUCGGCAUUUCAGUACGCUCCAUUCUAGCGAAUGUGUUCAUGCAGACUGUCAUCUUCUUAUACCUUGUCGACAACUCGCAGAACACCAGUUGGAUGAUUCUGGGCUCUCAAGGCGUGGGUAUCCUCAUUGAAUUCUGGAAGAUCACGACUGUUGUCGAUGUCCGAGUGAGAAAUGCCCCGCCGGGUUCCUUGAUACCUUAUCGGAUAGCCUUUGAAGACAAGCAUAAGUUGAGCGACACGGAGGAGAAGACCAAGGAGUAUGACGAGAUUGCCUUUAAGUACAUGUACUGGGCCGGAAUCCCCCUACUCAUUGGCUAUGCUAUUUAUUCGCUCAUCUACGACACCCACAAGUCUUGGUACUCAUACAUCAUCACCACUCUUGUCGGCUCUGUCUACGCUUAUGGCUUCCUGAUGAUGGUGCCAUCGCUGUACAUCAACUACCGCCUCAAGAGCGUGGCGCACAUGCCCGCAAAGGCCAUGAUGUACAAAUUCCUGAAUACCUUCAUUGACGACCUCUUCGCCUUCACCAUCAAGAUGCCCUUCCUCCACAGGAUGGCAACGCUCAGAGACGAUGUCAUCUUCUUCAUCUAUCUGUACCAGCGGUGGGCGUACAAGAUUGACUACACCCGCGUCAACGAGUUUGGUCAGGGUGGCGAUGAUGAUGUUGUGGAAGAGGAGAAGAAGGAUGAGGGCAAGGCACUGCCCCCAGCUGUCCCCGACAGUGCUUCAACCGGGAAAGUGAAGAAGGUUGCUGCCAAGGCGCAAAAGGCCACUGGGGCUGACACAGGAAGUGCUACCAAGAGGAAAUAA